UUCGGGUCGUCGGGAGAAACUCGGCAGAAGCCGCUGGAGGGCGGGGCGGAGUAAUAGCGACGCGUGGGCGGAGCCAUCCCUGAAGUGUUACCUUCCUCCUUCCGCCCGCAGGAGCCGAGCGCACUGAUGGCGGGCUUGGAGGUGCUCUACGAGUCGGCGGCGCCGUCCAUCACCUGCACGCAGGACGCGCUGGUCUGCUUCCUGCACUGGGAGGUGGUGACGCACGGCUACUACGGCCUGGGUACCGGCGACCAGCCAGGUCCCAGUGAUAAGAAGUCAGAGCUGCUGCCAGCUGGGUGGAACAACAGUAAAGACCUGUAUGCCCUCCGGUAUGAGUCCAAGGAUGGCUCCAGGAAGCUCCUUGUGAAAGCCAUCACCAUGGAGACCAGCAUGAUCAUCAAUGUGCUGGAAUAUGGCUCGCAGCAGGUGGCAGACUUGACCCUGAACUUGGAUGAUUAUAUCAGUGCAGAAGACCUGCGUGACUUCCACAGGACCUACAAGAACAGUGAGGAGCUCCGGUCUCGGAUCCUGUCUGGAAUCAUCUCACCCAUCCAUGAGCAGUGGGACAAGGCUAGUGUGAGCAGUCCCCAUCGGGAGUUCCCCCCUGCCACAGCCAGAGAGGUGGACCCCCUCCGGAUUCCCUCUCACCAUCCGCACACCAGCCGGCAGCCUCCCUGGUGUGAUCCCCUGGGCCCAUUUGCUGUCGGGGGAGAAGACCUAGACCCUUUUGGGUGUCGGAGAGGUGGCAUGGUUGUGGAUCCCCUGAGAUCUGGUUUCCCGAGAGCUCUUAUUGACCCAUCGUCAGGCCUCCCAAACCAUCUUCCUCCAGGCGCUGUGCCCCCAGGAGCUCGCUUUGACCCCUUUGGGCCCAUUGGGACCAGCCCAUCUGGACCGAACCCAGACCAUCUCCCCCCGCCGGGCUUUGAUGACAUGUACCUGUGAAGGCCUCAAGAAUGUAACAUCCCAGCCUCCUCUCCACUCUCCUGGAGCUGCCAUCGCCGGCCCCACCAGCAACCGUGUUCUUGCGGGCUCGGGGCAAGGGACUCUGCCCAUGUGUUUGCAGGCUGGCUGGGAUUGCCUCCCCGACCCUUAUCAGAGCCAAGGUACAGCAGCCCUCCACCUGGCUGCACAUAGGUCCCAAAGAGAAAUCAGCGUGUCUCUCCCACCACGAGAGAGACUCAGGCAACAUACACCCUCCACCUGAUGCUAUAAGAACAGAACGCAUUUUGGAUGUUAUUAUUGAGAACCAAAUGUCAAUACAGAGUCCGUGUUGCCAGUCUCCCAAUUUUCUUUCUACAUUAAUGCAUAGCUCCUUCCAGUUUUGAGAAUUUAGGCUCUGAGACUAUAGGACUGAAUAGCUCCUCCCAUCUGAACCCAUUCUUCCCGACCUCCCCUUUCAUGUCACUGUUGCUCCUGACGUUACUGAGAUGAAUCUAGCUACAUGGAUGGCAGUGAGUGACUGUAGUUCCCAUAGGUCACAAGGAUGACUCUCACAAGGACAGGCACGUUGUGCAAAGACUGUACCAUUGUGAUGAGAGCAAAAUCUCCUGGCCAUUCCUGUUCUGGGCCAACCCUCUGGAUCGCCUGGGCCUGGACAGCAGUGGCCUAUAAGCAGAGGAAUAAACAGAAUUUAAUCACAUUUUGCCCCAUAACUUACUGAGUGAUCGGAAGGAAGUCCCUUCUUUAGGGCUUUGUCCCCACCUGUGAAAUUGGAGGUGCCUUUCCUGCUCUCCGAUAUUCUGGUGGGUCUUCCCAUGAGUGGCCACAACCCCUAGGAUUGGGCAGAGGAAAAGAGUGAAAACUCAAGGUCUGUGUGGCAUCUGUAAUGGCGUUAUUUGUCCCUCUGGGGACCUAGACAAAGCAUAGGAGAAUGGACUCCAUCCAAACGUGGCCUCAAACUUUGGGAGGAGCAGGGAGCCCCAGCCUCCGGAAGCUGUGUGCUGUGUCCUGUGUCUGGCCCUCCUGACCUCUGCCCUUCGCCAGCUCCUCUGAAGCUGGAGCCCGACGGGCGUGUGCGGGGCUGAGGCCAGUGCUGCGGUGGGAAGAGCACCAGAGAGCACAGGCGGAGGCGCGAAGUCAAGGCCCUGUGCACUUUGUGCAGACAGUAUUUCAACAUGCCUGGGUCGCUUUCCCUAAAUUAGGACAUGUCAUUCCCCUGUAGACAGCAGCUGGACACUGUAGCUUUUCUGAGGUGUCAGCUAGGCUGGAUUUUGUGGCCUAAGAUUCCCUGUCUGUCUGCUUAGCCCCAAAAUGCAUAGGGUAAACCACUGACCAGCACAGGAGGGCCAGCCUCAGGUCGAGGUAGAGGCUGGCCUGGGGGGGCAGGCUUGCAUGAGCAGGUACCCUGGUAUUUCCAGCAAGCCCCACUAUACGCAUUGACAUAGUAAAAGACCCCAGAGACAGGGAGCUGACCACUUUGAAGUCUUUAAAACAUCUCCGCUAUGAGGAAAGACCCAGGCAUCAGGCAAAGAUGUAACCACCAUCAUUGCUCAUAGUCUUCCUUAGGGUUGGCAGACUGGAAUGUUCGUUUUUGUUUUGGAAUUGGACCAUACCUGCAACCAAGGGGCUUGGAGCACUUUGCUCAUAAAACUACAACAGCACCAGGCAUGGUGGCACAUGUAAUAAUCCCAGCGGCUCAGGAGGCUGAGGCAGGAGGAUCACAAGAGCAUAGGAGAAUGGGCUCCAUCCAAAUGUGGCCUCAAACUUUGGGAGGAGCAGGGAACCCCAGCAACUCAGUGAGAUGCUGUCUCUAAAUAAAAUACAAAAUAGGGCUGGGGAUGUGGCUCAGUGGUCGAGUGCCUCUAAUUCAAUCCCCGGAACCCCCAAAAAAACCCUACAACAGCUCCAGGUGUGGUGGCACACGCCUUUACAGCAGCUUGGGAGGCUUGAGGCAGGAGGAUUGUGAGUUCAUACCAGCCUCAGCAACUUAGCAAGGCUCUAAACUUGGUGAGGCCCUGUCUCUAAAUAAAAUAGGAAAAAGGGCUGGGGAUGUGGCUCAGCGGUUAAGUGCUCCUGGGUUCAAUUCCUGGUACCAAAAAAAAAAAAAAAAAAAAAAAGCAGCAAUUAUUGAGAGAAGCAUUUAAAGGGACAUCAGACACAGGGAAGGUAGAUAACUUAGGGCCCUGAUUCAAGGAAAAGAUAAAUUUAAAACAAAUUUGCCAUUUUUUAAUAAUGUACAUAAUUCUGUUUUCUAAAAAGAGAAAAUUUAGUGAUUCAUCUACAGAACUAGCCAUUUAGUGUGGAUCUCCCAGACAGUGUCCUAGAUGUCAUGUGGGGGGAGUGAACGGGACCGUGAGGAACUUCCUAGUCAAGCUUUUGGGCUUGUUCUGUUCUGGGCCACUCUUCUAACCAUGGGAAACCCACACGGAGCAAAUGGGAAUGUUUCAGUGUGUAUCUUACAGAACCUCCAAAAUUGGAACCUGAACAAUAAACAUCAGCCAUUAAUAAUAA
Messenger RNA from Marmota monax (woodchuck), 3450 nucleotides. RefSeq names its product proteasome inhibitor subunit 1 (gene Psmf1). Lineage: Eukaryota; Metazoa; Chordata; Mammalia; Rodentia; Sciuridae. The transcript has 7 exons. Gene Ontology annotation, molecular function: endopeptidase inhibitor activity; proteasome binding. Gene Ontology annotation, biological process: proteasome-mediated ubiquitin-dependent protein catabolic process. The coding region runs from base 127 to 942 and encodes 271 amino acids. The record is from RefSeq and is a predicted model, not a curated record.